AUGCCUGUCCUGGAAAUUAAAACAAACUUGGCCAAAGACAAGAUUCCAGCUGAUUUUCUCAAAAGCGCUGCUGAUAAAUGUGGCCAGGUUACCGACAAACCUUUAGAGGUAAACCUUUAAUGAACUUUCUUAAUAUACUGGUUUGCUAAUUCAUAUACGCAUCUAUGUAUUAUUAGAAACCCAUUUAUAUAUAUAAACCCAAAAAAUGUCAUCAAAGUUUGCUGCCAAUCCUUUAUAGACCAAAAAUUUGUAUUACUUUUCAUAUUACUUCAGAGAGUAGCCUGUCACAUUCAAACCGACCAGUUGAUGACAUUUGGAGGAUCUGACAGUCCUUGUGCCAGUAUUACCAUCCGGUCGAUUGGUAACAUUAAAGACCGUUCUGACAAAAUAGCCAAAGAAUUGACUGAUUUUCUAGCUGCAUCGUUAGGAAUUGGCAGCGACAGGUCAGUUAAAAAUUUUUAAAAAACUUUCAAAAUUCCGGUUUUUAAAACCUAAAUCAAGAUAAUGUUACCUUUACAAAUAAAAUUAUUUUUAGGUUUUACAUCCUGUUCCACGACAUGGGAUCAGAUGACGUCGCCCACAAAGGACUGGUAGUCACCGAAUUGAGAAAAGCUUAA
This is a messenger RNA of Bursaphelenchus okinawaensis, 617 nucleotides long. NCBI's taxonomy places the organism in Eukaryota, Metazoa, Nematoda, Chromadorea, Rhabditida, Aphelenchoididae. The record is from the annotation of a GenBank genome assembly.